Messenger RNA from Metschnikowia bicuspidata var. bicuspidata NRRL YB-4993, 2184 nucleotides. It is a transcript of the gene CDC46, whose product is annotated as MCM DNA helicase complex subunit. Gene Ontology annotation, cellular component: nucleus; MCM complex. The coding region runs from base 1 to 2184 and encodes 727 amino acids. Lineage: Eukaryota; Fungi; Ascomycota; Pichiomycetes; Serinales; Metschnikowiaceae. The transcript has a single exon. The record is from RefSeq and is a predicted model, not a curated record. Gene Ontology annotation, biological process: DNA replication; double-strand break repair via break-induced replication; DNA replication initiation. Gene Ontology annotation, molecular function: 3'-5' DNA helicase activity; ATP binding; DNA replication origin binding.
AUGUCGUACGAGAGAGCAGACACGUACAGCGCCCACGUGUUGCCCGGCGACCAGCCCGAGGACAACUCGUUCAACGAGGUGACCAAGGCUUUCCGCAACUUCAUCUUGGAAUUCCGGUUGAACAACCUGUUCAUCUACCGGGACCAGUUGCGGGAGAACUUGCUCAUCAAAAACUACUAUCUCCGCGUGAACUCGGAGCACUUGAUCGGCUUCAACGAGGAGCUCAACAAGAAACUCUCGGACCUGCCGCUGGACAUGGUGCCGCUUUUCGAGAACGCCAUCACCGACAUCGCCAAGCGCAUUGCGUACCUCUCCAACGAGGACAUUCCUCGGGACUUCCCGGGCUGCCAGUUGGUGUUGUACUCCAACUCGAGCCCCAUCUCCAUCCGCCACUUGGACUCGGACCACAUCUCCAAAAUCGUGCGGGUCAGCGGCAUCAUCAUCUCGGCGUCGGUGCUCCUGUCUCGGGCCACGCAGGUGCUGCUUCUUUGCCGCAACUGCAAGCACACGAUGAAGUUGAAGGUCCCCACCGGGUUCGGCCCGCUCAGCUUGCCGCCGCGCUGCUUGGCCAACCACAACCACGACGAGUCGCACCUGCAGCAGAAAUGCCCACCGGACCCGUAUGUGGUGGUGCAUGACAAGUCAUCGUUCAUCGACCAGCAGACGUUGAAGUUGCAGGAGGCGCCCGACGCCGUGCCCGUGGGCGAAAUGCCGCGGCACAUCUUGGUGCACGUGGACCGCUACUUGACCAACCAGGUGGUGCCGGGCACGCGUGUGACGUUGGUGGGCACGUACCUGAUCUACCAGUCCAAACAGCGCACCACCACGGCCGUCAACACGGUGGCCAUCCGGAACCCGUACCUCAAGGUCUUGGGCAUCCAGACCGACGUGGACACCGCCGCGCAGGGCCUCGCGUUUUCCGACGAGGAGGAGGAGGAGUUCUUGCGGCUCUCGAGAAUGCCCAAUCUCUACGAGACGUUCUCCAAGUCCAUCGCGCCUUCCAUCUACGGCAACGACGACAUCAAGAAGGCCAUCACGUGCUUGCUCAUGAGCGGGUCCAAGAAGAUCUUGCCCGACGGCAUGCGCUUGCGAGGCGACAUCAACGUGUUGCUUCUAGGCGACCCCGGCACGGCCAAGUCCCAGCUCCUUAAGUUCGUCGAGAAGAUCUCGCCCAUAUCCGUGUACACGUCCGGAAAGGGCUCGUCGGCGGCCGGUUUGACGGCGUCUGUGCAGCGCGACACGCAGACCAGGGACUUCUAUUUGGAGGGCGGCGCCAUGGUGUUGGCCGACGGCGGCGUGGUGUGCAUCGACGAGUUCGACAAGAUGCGUGACGAGGACCGCGUGGCCAUCCACGAGGCCAUGGAGCAGCAGACCAUCUCCAUUGCCAAGGCCGGAAUCACCACCGUGCUCAACUCGCGGACGUCGGUGCUCGCCGCGGCCAACCCGAUCUUCGGCCGCUACGACGACUUGAAGAGCCCCGGCGAAAACAUCGACUUCCAGACCACCAUCCUCUCGCGUUUCGACAUGAUCUUCAUCGUGAAGGAUGACCACGACGCCGCGCGGGACCGGUCCAUUGCACAGCACGUGAUGAACGUGCACACCGGCAACACCGCCAACAACGAGGAGCAGGAGGGCGAGAUCCCCAUCGAGACCAUGAAGCGCUACAUCCAGUAUGCCAAGGCGCGCUGCGCGCCGCGCUUGACGGCCGAGGCCUCCGAGAAGCUCCUGUCCCAUUUUGUCGCCAUCCGGCGUCGUUUGCAGGUCAAUGAGAGCGACAUGAACGAGCGCUCGUCCAUCCCCAUCACCGUCCGGCAGCUCGAGGCCAUCAUCCGGAUCACCGAGCUGUUGGCCAAACUCACCUUGUCGCCGGUGGCCACGAUGGACCACGUGGACGAGGCCAUCCGUCUUUUCACGGCGUCCACGAUGAACGCCGUGGACCAGGGCGUGCAGAGUGGCAACAUGGCCACGGGCAAAUUUGCCGAGCACAUCAAGGCGGUGGAGAUCGAGUUGAGACGGAGGUUGCCCAUUGGCUGGUCCACGGCCUACAGAACGCUCCGACGGGAGCUCGUAGACAACGGCAAAAUCCCAGUCGAGGCGCUCGACAAAGCCUUGCACAUCAUGGAGCGACACGACGUGAUCAAGUUCCGUCACCAGCGGCAGAACAUUCUACGCGUGGGUGUUUAG